AUGGCCACUAUAGCCGAGCUUCCCAACUAUCCGCAGUAUGAUGGAGAAGAGCUGCGGGAAUGGGCUACCUACAUGGCACGUCAAUUAGCACUCCAUAUAGCUGGACAGUCCCCUUCUAAGCCUCUCCGUGCCGUGAAGGCUAUCGCGUGGGCACUUGGAGAUGGCAACUGUGAAGCUAGACUCGGCCAGAAUCCGAUGAAGAUGGUCAAUGAGAUGACAAUAGCCAGUGGUGUUCUAGAUGGCGUUGUUCAGGUUGUGACGAAAUGGUCUAAGGGCGGCAGUUCCACUACAAUUGGUAUUGGAACUCUCAUUGAGCCAAACGUCGUCGCAGUAUGCGGUCAUCUUCUUAGAAGUGAUAAUGACUAUGCCGUUGAGGUGGAGGUCAUCGCCGGAAAUCGAGCCAGAGUUAUGGGUAACUACGUUGUUGUGCCUAAGAAGUGGCUUGUUCGACUCGAUGCUUAUCACGAGAAUGACAUCGGCAUGAUCCAUCUUGAAAAGCCGCUUGAAGGGGUGCACCCCAUUGACUAUGUUCAAACCCCAUUCACAGAUUCGCUCUCGGGUCGCAGCAUGCUCGGGUCCGUUUACGGGUUUCCAGAAAGAUUUCCUCAAUUAUGCGUCAGCGAGAUGAAAGUCCAAUUCUCCUUGACCCGCAACUCAGGAUGGGUCGAACACACCGGUGAUACCAUGAAAGGAAACUCAGGUGGUCCUAUUGUGGACAUGUACGGGCGCCUUGUUGCUGUCCAUGGUGGAUGGAAAUGGGCGAACAAAAAAAAGACUAAGAUGAUCAAUGUUGCUGCACCCGUCAACAGGAUGGGCAACGAUUUCGAUGUCCUUCGCGAGAUCUUAAUUUAUAUGACGGUCAAUCCUGGUGCCUCAUUCAAGGUCGGCGCAAAGUUCUUAGCUUCGAAGGCCGGGGGCGUCACCGAAGUCACUGCCAUCCGGCACUAUAGUGGGUCAUUGCCCAAAAUCGCAUUUGAGUGGCAUUGA
Molecule: messenger RNA, 987 nt
Organism: Annulohypoxylon maeteangense
Lineage: Eukaryota; Fungi; Ascomycota; Sordariomycetes; Xylariales; Hypoxylaceae
Product: trypsin-like cysteine/serine peptidase domain-containing protein
Exons: 3
Coding region: 1-987 (328 amino acids)
Biological process (GO): proteolysis
Molecular function (GO): serine-type endopeptidase activity
Source: RefSeq, a predicted model, not a curated record